AUGUCGCUGUCGCAACGCGUCACGUCGAUAGAAGAGCAUGAGCCAUGGAGCAGAGAGGCGAGCCCCGACUCGCGCCAUCGCAAGAUGAGCUUCAAUCCCGUCGGAACCUGGACUGAGCAGACGGGCGAAGAGCCAACCAUCGGCGCCUUUGAGGUGCCCCAGUGGAAACGACUGCUCCAGGUCUUCUUCGCCGUCAUCUACUGUCUCUUCGCGGCUGGCGUCGUCUUUGGCUAUGCCGCCAUCAAGCCCGUGCUGCUCGAUGAGGGCGUCUACAGAGACUAUUGCACAGACGACGAGCUCGAGAGUAAUGUACAUGUCUGCUACGAGCAGGAGCUCAGGCUCAACCUCAUGUUCACCAUCGCUGCCGUGUCCACCAAUGUCGUCGCCCUGCCUGUUGGUACCAUUCUCGAUCGAUAUGGGCCACGCGUGUGCGGCAUAAUCGGCGCCAUAUCCAUUGCAACUGGCGCCUUGCUCUUUGCCUUUGCCGCGCAGCUCCCCUUUGACGCCUACAUUCCCGGUUACCUGUUUCUGGCCCUGGGCGGCCCCUUUACCUUUAUCUCGUCGUUCCAGCUCAGCAACACGUUUCCGCAGUACUCGGGACUUAUCCUCGCCCUGCUUACCGGAGCUUUCGACACGUCGAGCGCCAUCUUCUUGAUGUACCGCCUGCUGUACCAGGGCAGCAACGGCCACUUUUCCAUCAAAAAGUUCUUCCUCAUCUACCUCGCUGUCCCGGCCUUUAUCCUUGUCGUCCAGGUUCUGUUCAUGCCUGCGGUUUCGUACAAGACUGUCGGAGAACUCGUCACCACGGUAGAAGAAGAGCACGUUAUCCACGACUCAGACGACGAAAUCGAAGACGCAGCAACCGUGCGCAGCAUUCAAGACGCCCGCCGCGCCCAUCGCGAUAGCAUCGUGAGUGAGAUUACGUCGCUGCUGGGUACCAAGAACGGCGUCGACCAAGCCAAGGCAGAAGAGAAGAAGAAGAACAUUUCCGGUGUCUGGGGCGCGCUCCAUGGUCGCACUGCCAGCGAGCAGAUCCGCACGCCGUGGUUCAUUCUCAUCACGCUGUUUACCGUGCUGCAGAUGACGCGCAUCAACUACUUUGUCGCCACCAUCCGCACCCAGUACACGUACCUGUUCCACGACUACACCAAAGCCGUCGAAAUGAACAACUUCUUCGACGUAGCCCUCCCCGUCGGCGGUGUCCUAUCCGUGCCGUUUAUCGGACUCCUCCUCGACAACACCAGCACCACCUUUACCCUCGCUCUCCUCGUCACCAUCGCAACCACCAUCGGCAUCCUGGGCAUCGUCCCAGAGACAUGGGCCGCCUACUCCAACAUCAUCCUCUUCGUCCUCUACCGCCCACUCUACUACACCGCCGUCUCCGACUACUCAGCCAAAGUCUUUGGCUUCGCCACCUUCGGCAAAGUCUAUGGCCUCAUCAUUUGUCUCGCGGGCCUCCUCAACUUUUCUCAAUCCGCCCUCGACGCCGCAACCCACAAGCUCUUCCGCAACAACCCCGUCCCCGUCAACGUCAUCCUGCUCAGUCUAACUCUCCUCGUUGGCCUGUGCCUCGUCGCCUACGUUGCGCGCAAGAGCAAUAGCAUCCACCGUGAGAAUAUCGAGGACGAGGCCGAGACUGCUACCGAGUCACUCAUGCCGGACACCAGUGUGAUUAAUGGCUAUGGCUCCAUGAACGGACAGGGACAUGGGCUGGCGAAUGGAUAUGCGAGUGGCGAGGCGAGUCCGGUUGAGGAGAAUAGGGGGAGACGCAUGUGAAGUUUUGCUUCAUGGCUAGUUUAUUCCUCAUUCUAUUCUGUUCCAUCUUUUUUUUGGUUUUAUUUCUGUAUCCUCGUUUAUCAUUCCCAUCAUUUCCAAAAGUCUUGCUUACUCUUUCCUCUCUUUCUCCCCUUUCUGUUCUCAAAAAAAACGUCAGCAUGGCGAGGCGUUUGGGUGUGUUCAUAACCAUCUUUCUCUUUUUCUUUCAUCGUUUUUUUUUGGAUGCGAUUCUCAGUCAUCUACCC
Exserohilum turcica Et28A is the source of this 2021-nucleotide messenger RNA. RefSeq lists its product as uncharacterized. The record is from RefSeq and is a predicted model, not a curated record. Gene Ontology annotation, cellular component: fungal-type vacuole membrane. NCBI's taxonomy places the organism in Eukaryota, Fungi, Ascomycota, Dothideomycetes, Pleosporales, Pleosporaceae. The coding region runs from base 1 to 1776 and encodes 591 amino acids. The transcript has 3 exons.